Molecule: messenger RNA, 814 nt
Organism: Selaginella moellendorffii
Lineage: Eukaryota; Viridiplantae; Streptophyta; Lycopodiopsida; Selaginellales; Selaginellaceae
Exons: 4
Coding region: 39-704 (221 amino acids)
Source: RefSeq, a predicted model, not a curated record
AUUAGGGCUUGGCUAUGGUGUGAGAAGACGAUGAGGCUAUGCGUGGUUGGCGGCAUUGGCCAGGUGAGUGUCCCGGGGCACUGCAAUGUGGGAAUCUGCUGCAAGGGAUUCGCGAAUGGCUGCUCGUUCCGGAGCAUCUGCAAUCGCUUGGAACAGCGCUAAUCUACAUCCAGAUUGGGUGCGCAUUGCUCGGCUCGCUAAGCAAGCUCUACACUGGAGUUCCCGUGGCGGAAUUGGCCAUCGCCCUCUUCGCUCUCAUAGCCAUCGAGAGUGGAAUCCAAGUUUUGCUUCGAAUCUAUCUCGUCCUCAUGGGAUGCAACCUUCUCCUCGACGUUUCUUGGUUCGUCCUCGUCGCCAAUGAGCUCAGGAACAUUGCUCCUGGAAAGCUCUCGGCUAUGGCGCUGUAUAUAUUCCUGGGACUCCAAGCCACGAGCUCCAUUGCCCGCGUGAUCUCGGCAUUCAUCUGGUUUCCAUUGAUCCGGGAAGGCUUCUCGUCGUAUGAUGUUGCCUCGUAUCAGCCAGUUAACUUCGAUGCGCGCCUUGCCACCCUCGGCGAGGUCCCGGGAUCGGAGCCCUUCUGGCCGGAUGAGAGCCAAGCUUCGCAAAGCGAGACCCUGGCUGGAUCCAUCUAUGAUCCGGUUUACUUCUCGUCGUUGUUUGAGGAUACCAAGGAUGGCGAGCAUCAGAUUAUUUUGCAGCGCUGAAUGAUCCAUCUUGCAGAAAACAAUAUGCAUUUUUUGUGUAAAUUUACGAACAUUACAUUGUUGUAGCUCCCAUAAUUUUUUCAUAAUUUAAAAAAGUUAUGUACAUAUUC